Mesorhabditis spiculigera is the source of this 1065-nucleotide messenger RNA. NCBI's taxonomy places the organism in Eukaryota, Metazoa, Nematoda, Chromadorea, Rhabditida, Rhabditidae. The record is from the annotation of a GenBank genome assembly.
AUGGACACCAGGAUCGAUGACGGAACGGCGCGCAAGCUUCAUAGUGUCUUCGAAAUCGGCACGCGAGACCUGGGGGUAAUCAAGCCUGAAGCUGAUCGUGCUGGAAACGGAGGAGUGAAUGCAGAAGUGAGCACCCCGUCAUCUCCACCAGGACGUGACGAGCAAUCGACUGCAGUUGGUUCCACGAUGGUUGGAAAGACGGCAAGGACGAGCGCCACUGGCCGACCUCAUCCCGGCCAGGGCCAAUUGCGGGGGCUGGUCGACGUCAUCCCGGCCAGCCCUAUGCAGCAAGUCGCGUGUUCUCCUCGCGAAAAUGGCACGCGAGAACCACUUCGAGGGGGAGGCGGGCCGAGCCGAGGUCAUGAUCGGCCGGCCCUUUUUUUGGAAAUCUCGGUAUCACAAGGAAAGGAACGGCUAGGACGCGGGCAAUGGUCGACCUCAUCCCGGCCAGCCCUGUGCGUGAAGUCGCGUGUUCUCGUAACAUGGUGCGCGAGAACGACAUCGAGGGGAGGCGGGCCGAGCCGACGUUAUGACCGGCUGGCCGUUUUUUGGGGCCUUUACACAAGUCGACGAUCGCAGAUGGCGCAAGGUCGCAAGAAGACGAGCCGACGCUUAGUAAUGCGCGAGAAAAUGUUGAUCGCUACAAAGGCGCUCAUUGGUUGGACCGUGAUGAGCGUCGUGAGCUACCUUUUCGGCGCAGCCCUAGAACACGUUGUGGAGGUCACUGGUCUCAGCAAUUGGAUCCUCUACGCGGCAAUUUCUGGCUUCGUCGUGCUCGCCGCAGCUUUCGUCAUCAGUGUGAUUGUGUAUGGCAUAGUGCGGGCGAUGAACCGACAAGAUAACGAGAUAGCGGUGCGCUAUACGGUGCAGGGAGAAAUGCUCAACAUGGCCUUGCAGCGGUGUGACGGGCGGAGAUGCCCGAAUCCGCUUGCAGGUGGUCGCCUAAUUUGCCAAAGAUGUGAAACGCAAUUUCACCCGCUCUGUAUGGACAGCAAAAAGAUUCAGGACGCCGUUUACUGCAUCCAGUGUCAGCAAUGGUAUUAUGUGACGUAUGGCCGUGAAAUG